This is a messenger RNA of Osmia lignaria (orchard mason bee), 1050 nucleotides long. RefSeq lists its product as uncharacterized. The record is from RefSeq and is a predicted model, not a curated record. Gene Ontology annotation, molecular function: cytoskeletal protein binding. NCBI's taxonomy places the organism in Eukaryota, Metazoa, Arthropoda, Insecta, Hymenoptera, Megachilidae. Gene Ontology annotation, biological process: regulation of cell projection organization.
UUUUUAAUUCCGAAGAAUUGUUUUUCAAUUAUAUGAUUUACAGUUCAAAAAUUAUUAAAUGUAUAUGAUUUUAUUGUAAAUUUAAAUGCCGUGUAAUGCUGUUUGUACCUUACUACUGACGUAUUUAGUCUGUAUACUUUGAAGUUAUCUGCAAAACAGAGAGGUAUUAUUGAUAAAAUAUAAGAGCAUUACUGGAAGACUGGACGAAUAUGUUAUUAUAUUUAUGAAAAAAAAGAAAUAAAUCUAAAUUAAGGAAAAUGGAAGAAUUUCAGUAUGUGCUACAAAAACAGGAAAAGCAUAAAAUAUGUUUUGGAUCAGGAUGUCCUCGUGAUACUUCAAAAAAGGGCAUGAAUGCAUUUAUGAAAUGUUAUACAUUAGAAGAUCAUCCAAAUGUAGCACCAAAUUUGUAUAAUGUUUUGCAUUCAUUUAAAGCAGUUAAGACUAAGCCCUGUUCUCAUAGCAUUAGUAGAAAGGGUUACAGUGGUAUUGCCAGAUUUGAUAACAAAAUUAUGCUCAAAGAUACUAAUCCAUCACCACUUGAUUACAAUAUUUUUAGGUUUCCUAAACAAGUGACCAAAUCAAAAUAUCCAUUUAACUCUAGCAGUAAAAGGCAAAGAAUAUUCGGCAGUUCAGUCCCAGGGCCAGGAAUGUAUGUUAGCAUUAAAGAACAAGAUAAUAAAUUUGAACACAGUUUUGGCGGUAAAACGAAAAUGAAACUUGGUGUAGAUUUAAAAUGUUGUAGUAAAAACACAGAUAUUUGUAAAGUAUGCAACAAAAAAUUACUAGGCGAUUAUUGGCAUUUGAAAAAUAAAAUAUUUUUAUGUAAAUUAUGUAUGAAUAAAGAGUACGAAAGACAAACAAAAUACAAGAGAAAAGAACUAAAACAAUUUCGCAAAAUACGAGAUUGUUCAAAUAUACAUCGACAUGAAAAUACAACUGCAAAAAUAUGGUUGAUGCAUCCUACAGUUAUUGCGAAGUGGAUACGUAGAGAGGCCUACCUUUCUACUUAUUUAAAAGGAUAAAAAUAUAGCAUGGUGUUUAACAGCAUAG